ACUCCUCCUGUCUCUAACUACUUGGGAACGAGGUGCAUCUCCAGCCCCAAGCCAUGUCCUGCUACAACACCUGCCUGCCCUGCCAGCCCUGCGGCCCGACCCCACUGGCCAACAGCUGCAAUGAGCCCUGUACCCUGCAGUGCCAGGACUCCAGGGUUGUCAUCCAGCCCUCCCCGGUGGUGGUGACCCUGCCCGGACCCAUCCUCAGCUCCUUCCCACAGAACACGGCCGUCGGAUCCUCCACCGGCGCUGCUGUUGGCAGCAUCCUCAGUGAUGCGGGAGUGCCCAUCAACUCUGGGGGCUUUGGACUCUCCGGCUUGUCCGGAUUCGGUGGCCGCUACCGUGGCACCAGGUGCCUCCCCUGCUAAAGGUGCUGCCUGCACUGAGGUCUCCACUCGCAUCGGCCUCCUUUCCCUCCUUCGACUCAUUAAAGUAUUUAUGCAUCCCAGCCUGCGCUGCUGUCUCAUUCUUUCCC
Molecule: messenger RNA, 475 nt
Organism: Cuculus canorus (common cuckoo)
Lineage: Eukaryota; Metazoa; Chordata; Aves; Cuculiformes; Cuculidae
Product: feather beta keratin-like
Exons: 2
Coding region: 54-368 (104 amino acids)
Cellular component (GO): intermediate filament
Molecular function (GO): structural constituent of cytoskeleton
Source: RefSeq, a predicted model, not a curated record